AUGGCAGAGGCCGCCGCGCUUGCUCAGCAAGUUUCAUUAAUGUUCACCGAACACGCUGAACUACGAAAAAGUAACGCGGCACAAAAGAAAGAGAUAGAGAACCUCCAAGCCCAGACCGACUUCUACGCCAACGAAGCAGAGAUGCUCAGAGACCUUCGUAUUCUCUACGAAUCCAAGCUCGAACAGAAAGACUCUGAGAUUUUGGGCCUACAUGUCCUCCUCGACAAGGUAAAGGUCGAUGCCGAUAUCUGUAGGGACGAUCUGAGCGGGUUGCGCAAGCAGCUCAAGGACCUGCAAGCCAAGUAUGAGGCAAGCCAGAAACAAGUUCGCGAUGGUGAGACAAAGAUUGCCCGCCGCAAUUUCCAAGUCUCCAAUCUUAUUUGUGCCCUGCGUCGCAAAAUUUCUGCCAACCGCAUCUCCGUCGUUGCUCUUCGCGCUGCGUACAAGGUUAUUCCAAGCUUGGAGCAGAAAGCUCGCUGCAUGAGGGUUCUUUCUAUGGCGAGGAAGUUUCCGCACAAGACUGGUAUUGAGAAGGAGAUGAAGGAGUGCCUGGCAGACGCUGGGCUCUUGAUAUCGUUUGACAAGAACGGCACCAUGGUCCUGACACGAUCUGUGGAGGUUGUCAAACUACCCGCUGAUGGUUAUAAAGAGUUUGAUGAAAGUAUCACCAUCGUCGAGAAAGAUUCUAUGAUGACUGACAACAGCGCUUCCGAUCAGCAUGCUCAACAGAAUGUUAAGAAAGAUGAAGACGUUCAGAUGUCUGUUUAA
This is a messenger RNA of Fusarium subglutinans, 768 nucleotides long. RefSeq lists its product as uncharacterized. The record is from RefSeq and is a predicted model, not a curated record. Lineage: Eukaryota; Fungi; Ascomycota; Sordariomycetes; Hypocreales; Nectriaceae. The transcript has a single exon. Bases 1 to 768 code for a protein of 255 amino acids.